Spea bombifrons (plains spadefoot toad) is the source of this 980-nucleotide messenger RNA. RefSeq names its product matrix AAA peptidase interacting protein 1 (gene MAIP1). The record is from RefSeq and is a predicted model, not a curated record. Lineage: Eukaryota; Metazoa; Chordata; Amphibia; Anura; Pelobatidae. The coding region runs from base 68 to 787 and encodes 239 amino acids. Gene Ontology annotation, molecular function: ribosome binding. The transcript has 5 exons. Gene Ontology annotation, biological process: protein insertion into mitochondrial inner membrane from matrix; inner mitochondrial membrane organization. Gene Ontology annotation, cellular component: mitochondrial inner membrane.
UGUUCAUACGUCUAAGGUGCAUAGGUCCUUUUGUUUCGUGUAUAUGUUUCCAGUCGAUUCAGACUGAAUGAUGGACAGGAUGUUGCGGUCUGUUUUCCGCUUGUCUCGGUUCUGUGUCCGGGUACCGGUAAAUCCUCAUUGUGGGAUUCCGGCUUCAUCUUUUUUGCGUUGGUCGUAUACCUCUUUGCUCCAGAGCCGGUCCCGCGGCUACAACAGCAAUCCCGCGCCCAGACGGGUAGUUGUACUCGGGAUUCACAACCCUUUCAUCUGGUGUCGCACAAGAGUUUACUUCUUCCUAAUCCGGGCAUUCUUCGACCGGGACUUUAGUAUAGAUGAGUUCACAGAAGGGGCCAAACAGGCUUUCAUUCUUGUUUCUGGCCUAAUGUCUGAAGGGAGAUAUGAAGCUCUAGAAAAUCUUGUAACUCAUGAGGUUAUCCAGAAUGUGCACAAAAAAUGCACUUUACUGUCUGACAUCCGCAGGAAUGCCCUGGCUGUCUCUUGGAAUGAAAUCAUGUAUAGCACUGUUGGAGAUGUUGCUAUCUAUUAUGAUGAUAAUGGUAGGAAAUUUGUCAACAUCCUGAUGCGUUUUUGGUACCUGAAACACUCUGAACUUCCGGAUGAGAAUCUUCAGGGGACAAAAGUGUUCCAAAUUGUAUUGGGGGAUGAAAAUGUGAAGGACAAAAAAUUUCUACUUACAGCUAAUUACGAGUUCCGCAGAGAAUUUACUCAGGGAUUAAAGCCAGACUGGAUUAUUACAUGGAUUGAACAUUCAAAAAUAUUGGAAUAGGAUGCCUUAAAUGAGCUGCUGCCAGAUGGCCAUAUUUCCACCUGCAAUCAUAUUUCCUUUGACUACUUGUGAAAGUACUUUGAUUCCUCCGGGCUUUAUGGAGUUUGUAAAAGUUGUUUUUAUAGUUGUCUCUUACACUGACAUGUAAAAAUGAAUAUAUACCAAUAAACAAUAUAUAUUCUUUGGGUUUAAA